CACCACCAACAGCACCACCAACAGCAGCACGACCACCCAGCAUCAUGGGGGAAGAGUUGAAAGAGGAGAAAGAGGAGGUGGAUCCUCCUCUGGACCAUUUGCAUCAUGCAAGGCUUCGUCUCUCAAGGGAUACGAGCACUCUGUGACUAUAAAGAAAGGGUUCCUUCUCCACUGGACGCUCGUUAAUGGCACCUCAAUCACCACCAACCGCACCAGCAGCAGCAGCAGCAGCAGCAGCAACACCCCCAGCGGCAGCAGUGACAUUAACAACAGUGCUAGUAAAGGGGGAAGGGCGAAGCUGCGCCUGGCGUUAGAGGCACAGCAGGGCAGCGGGGCUGAGAGCGGUUGGAUCUCCAUAGGCUGGUCAACGGACGGUCGGAUGGUGCCCGCUGAUGCUGUCAUCGGGAACCUUCCAGGAAGGAAGGUCGCUGAGUACUCCAUGACUGGUUACCGGAUAUCGGAUGUUACAGCUACCAGAAACUUUUCGGUCACUGAA
Messenger RNA from Closterium sp. Naga37s-1, 496 nucleotides. The record is from the annotation of a GenBank genome assembly. Lineage: Eukaryota; Viridiplantae; Streptophyta; Zygnematophyceae; Desmidiales; Closteriaceae.